UGACUUUUUCGCUUGCGACAAAACGUGACCAAGCUUCCCGCCGCUUUUUCUUCCCGAGCUUUUCCUCCUCCUCCUCUUCUUCUUCUUUCUUCCUCACUGCAUCUUCCCUCGCAGCAUCCUCAUGGCUCCCGUCUGCGAAGCUCUCCAUCUUCACAGACGGCCAUAUUCUCAGUCCCAGGACAUCUAAUUGGAUUGUCCCAGUAUUCUUGCUACCACAAGCAUACACCAUGUCCACUGCUAAUUACGUAUGCUUCCCGACGUGCUGUGCGUACGUGGUUGCUUGGUUUUAACGGGAAACAAAACAGAUGUCUCCCACUUCCUCGACAACGACGCCGACAUGGCAUCAGUUCGAACGGAAGGUGGAAGAGGUCAAGCCAUCCAAGACUGAUAUCAAUGACUUGGUCAUGGACUACCUCAUCACCAAUGGCUACCCGGCCGCUGCGAAGAAAUUUGCAGUUGAGGCCAACAUCCAACCCAAGACAGAUGUGGAGUCUAUUCAGGAAAGGGUAGCCAUUCGAACUGCGAUCCAUUCUGGUAACAUUCAGUCUGCGAUCGAGAAGAUCAACGAGCUCAAUCCUCAGAUCUUGGAUGAACAUCCCUCGUUGCACUUUGCGUUGCUCCGUCUACAACUGGUGGAGUUGAUUCGUACCUGCACGUCUCAGCCCAAUGGAGAUAUCAGCCCUGCUCUGGAGUUUGCGACCUCGCAUCUCGCUCCACGGGCGCCCACCAACCCUCAGUUUCUGGAAGAUCUAGAGAGGACGUUGGCCCUUCUGAUCUUCCCAACUGAGAACCUCACCCCAUCCCUUGCCCCCCUUCUACACCCCGACCUACGUAAAGAGAUCGCCACUCGCGUGAACGAAGCCAUCUUGCAAAGCCAGGGCGCUCGUAAAGAGGCCCGGCUGCGCAACCUAGUCAAGCUGCGCGCAUGGGCUGAGCAAAAAGCCCGCGAAGCUAAGAAGGACCUUCCCGAGAAGCUGGACCUCGGGCUCGGCGAUACGAACGCCACCAAUAAUGACAAAGACGCCACGAAAGCCGGCCAAAAUGGCUCUAAUGACACCGUAAUGACCAAUAGCGGAGACGUCGACCCGAUGAUCUCGUGAAGUUGACUCCUAAAGGUCCCCUGGUCUUCGCUCCGGUAGCAAUGAACCGGGACCGGGUCAACGAUUUUUUUCCUAUUCUUUGUUCCUACUACCUUUCUGUGUAGCGAGGUGUUUCUGGCGCGGGCUCCAUUGGCAGUGAUGCUCUUGUAACUUUGACCUUCUAAUACCAAUACCACAACUUUUUUUGCAUCCAUUUCUUAUAUCCACAUCUACAUUUUUGUCACGUACCGCUAUCCUCGGUCUGCCGAAGUUCGCAUGAAAGCAGAAAUCUCUUCUGCUCAUUCACCGAUCCGGAGCGUCGUCGGUCCUGUCCUCGGAGAUAUAUCUCUGACCUGAUUCUAUCCACGGACUCGGAGCCUCGGGAUGAGUGCUCGGUGAACCUUCACGGCCUAGUUUCCUUUCCAAUCGGUCCGCCUAGAUCGAUGUUUCUUCCGUCGGCGGAUCAUUAACUCGGAGUCGGAACUAGUUGGUUAGUUCGGAGUAACUAGUUUGGUCGUUAGGGGCAGCGAGCUGCAUUGCGGGUACCUCUUCGUCCGGUUGAGUGGUUUCAACUUUUGUGUUUGAUGGUGAACCGAAGGGAUCUUUAUGGAUUGAGACUCAUCUCGGGAUUCAAUGCUUGGACUUUCAGUCAAGAACUGAACCCAGUGUUUGGAAUUUCGCAAAUAAAUCUGAUGUUGCUGAGUUUAGGUUGUCAAUGUUGUCGAAAGGGCGAAGUAGACUAGUGACAGGACCAUCGCCGGAUAUAUAUUCAAACUUCUAGUUAUUAAAGAUAUACUACACACUUACAACCCCAACUUCAACCCCCCAGAACAGUUAUAUCACAAGUAAAUGAAGCGAGUACACAAAGUGAAUCCGAUCUAUAAUAGCA
Molecule: messenger RNA, 1968 nt
Organism: Aspergillus melleus
Lineage: Eukaryota; Fungi; Ascomycota; Eurotiomycetes; Eurotiales; Aspergillaceae
Exons: 3
Coding region: 306-1100 (264 amino acids)
Biological process (GO): proteasome-mediated ubiquitin-dependent protein catabolic process
Cellular component (GO): cytoplasm; nucleus
Molecular function (GO): protein binding
Source: RefSeq, a predicted model, not a curated record